This is a messenger RNA of Microstroma glucosiphilum, 1430 nucleotides long. RefSeq names its product SWIB-domain-containing protein. NCBI's taxonomy places the organism in Eukaryota, Fungi, Basidiomycota, Exobasidiomycetes, Microstromatales, Microstromataceae. The transcript has 5 exons. Bases 395 to 1420 code for a protein of 341 amino acids. Gene Ontology annotation, molecular function: RNA polymerase I cis-regulatory region sequence-specific DNA binding. Gene Ontology annotation, cellular component: nucleus; RNA polymerase I upstream activating factor complex. Gene Ontology annotation, biological process: transcription initiation at RNA polymerase I promoter; nucleolar large rRNA transcription by RNA polymerase I. The record is from RefSeq and is a predicted model, not a curated record.
GGGAGGUGUAGCGAAGCGAGAAGCGCAACGAGGCUGUUGGUGUAAAGGCGCAGAGGGCUGCCCGGGUGAGGCGAAGCGGACCCGCGCAGGAAAUGGGUGCAAUCGGAGAGACGCCCAGGAAGCAGCACCCGCGUAGAGAGGUGCACUCAUACACACACACGAGUAACUCUAGCCGCAUCAUCUCCUCCUCGACCACAGAUCUAUCUAGUCAACUAAGACUUCCGCCAAGGUCACUUACCUUACUUGCGAGGUCAUCGUCCCUUCCCUCCGUACAUCGCCGCUUGUAUCCGCCUCAUACUGGCCGGUCACUUCUGCCAACCACCAUCGUGCUCUCUCGCACGUCCCACCCUCUCUGCCGCUGUGAGGUCCCUCCGACUCUCCUCUUCAGUCCAACAUGGCCAACUUUAUGCCUCCUUCAAUACGAACUCUCAUCUUUGACCUCCUCGCCAAGGCAGAUCUGGCAGCUGUCACUCCAGGCGGCAUCCGUGGGGACCUCGAAUCCAUCCAGACGGCACAGAAGUUUGCACCUCCGGCCGACUCAACUAGACAUAUCCCCGCCGAUUUCGACUUUGCAGCCAACAAGAAGGAGAUUAAGAACCUCAUCAAGGAAUGCUAUGAAGAGGUAGCAGCUCGCAAGGACAUCGCAAGGCCAGCACCAGCUCCUGCUUCUGCUCCUCUCACAAAUGGUGUGAAAGUCAAGUCAGAGGAGGGAUCAGCCCCGCCUUCAGGCCCUUCGACGGCCAGCUCUCCUCCUCGUCCCGCAGCUCCAAGUACCUCAAUGGGUCUGGCUUUGCCUGGUCUAGGAGGCGUCAGAGGCUCCCAUGCUCCGGCCCCUUCAUCACAAGCAGUCGACCCGCCCGUGCGGCCGCCGCCUUCCACUGAUGCCCAAUCCAAGUCAGAUGCAGCCCUCGCGGCAAAGUUAGCUCAGGAGUGGGCUCGGCCAUCCAGAGAUACCAGGGCGGGCUCGUCUACCUCUUCCAGUCGUGGAGGAGCAUCCAAGAAGCGGAAGCAGAGCGUCAAGAGCGAUCCAGAUGACAUCGAUACCGAAGAGGACUCAGAUGUGGAGAGUAAUGCUAGAAAGAGCAAGAGUAGCGCCAGCAAGAAAGCCAAGAAGGUCAAGAGUGACAAGCCUAGGGCCGCAAACCCGAAUAAUCCUUUCAACAAGCCUAUGCUUCUAGAUGCUGCCAUGGCAGAGAUCUGCGGGGCAGAAGAGCUGCCUCGGCAUGGCGUGGUGAAGCAGCUGUGGGCCUACAUCAAAGAGCGUGAUCUACAGAAUGCAAAUAACAAGAGGCAGAUCAUGUGCGACGAGAAGCUACAGAAGCUGUUUGGCAAGGCUACUGUUGACUCCUUCGAAAUGGCAAAGCUCAUCGGAGCACACAUUCGCAAGAAGGAAGACGUGGUGGGGAUGUCAGACGACUGAGGGUGAGGCA